Molecule: messenger RNA, 1415 nt
Organism: Limulus polyphemus (Atlantic horseshoe crab)
Lineage: Eukaryota; Metazoa; Arthropoda; Merostomata; Xiphosura; Limulidae
Product: protein MON2 homolog
Exons: 9
Source: RefSeq, a predicted model, not a curated record
AUGUGUGUGGCUUAUAGGGAGGAUGCUACACCACUAAGCACUGAUAUGUGUGUGGCUUAUAGGGAGGAUGCUACACCACUAAGCACUGAUAUGUGUGUAGUUUAUAGGAAGGAUGCUAUAUCACGCAGCACUGAUAUGUGUGUAGUUUACAGGAAGGAUGCUACAUCACUAAGCACUGCUCUUCUGUCAGAAAGCCCUGAAAUCCUUGAGCCAUUUUUCUUGGGUUGUGAUACCAGAAACCCAAAAAUUGUUCAGAUUUGUUUGACAGCUAUCCAGAGGCUGAUUACCCAUGAAGCUGUUUCUUCAAUGGCAUCCACAAACCUGAUUACUUGUUUGUGGAACCUAAUGGAGAGUGGCACAGAAGAGUUAAAAGUUCUCCAGACUGUUACUUUAGCUCUAUCUACAAACCAGAUUGUUCAAGGAGAAGUUUUAGCCAAAGCUUUGGUUCUGUGUUUUCGAUUGCAUUUCACCAAAAACAGCACUACAAACAACACAGCCUCUGCAACGGUACGGCAGUUAGUGGCUGUAGUGUUUGAGAGACUACAGACAGAAGAUACUCUACCAAAUGAAGAUCGUGUGGCAGAAUUAAAUGUUGAAGAAUUAAAAGUUGGAAGCAGAAUUCCACCAAAGUCAUUAAGGCCUUGUGCUGCUGAUGCUUUUCUGCUAUUUCAAGACCUUGUACAACUAGUGAAUGCUGACCAGCCAUAUUGGUUAAUUGGAUUGACAGAAAUGACACGAACAUUUGGUUUGGAAUUAUUGGAAUCAAUACUUACAUCUUUCCCAGAGACGUUCUUGAAGCAUUCUGAGUUCAGCUUUCUACUGAAAGAGAGAGUAUGUCCAAUGAUCAUCAAGUUGUUUUCUCCAAACAUCAAGUAUCGGCCAGGUGUUCAGCUGGCCAGCCAGCAAGUGUUGGCCUCUGAUAAACCCUUCUUUCCCAUCACCAUGAGGCUGCUCAGGAUUGUAUCAGUCCUUAUUCAAAAAUAUUACAUCAUGCUGGUGACUGAAUGUGAAAUUUUUCUGUCUUUGGUUGUUAAAUUCCUGGAUGGAGAUAAACCACAAUGGCAGAGAGCAUUAGCACUUGAGGUGUUGCAUAAGAUGUGUGUCCAACAUGAGCUUCUAAAGUCUUUCUGUGAGUCAUAUGACAUGAAGCCACACAGUACCAAAAUUUUACAAGACAUAGUAAAUGCUCUUGGGUCCUACAUACAAAGCCUGUUUCUAAGUCCAUCAUCUAGUAGUCAGGUGUCAACCUUCAACUCCCAAAAUCCACCAGUUUCAAUGACCCAAGGUCAACCACCAGCCUUAGUUGCAGGCAUGCCCGUGGGUCCUGGUGUCACACCUCAACCUGCUUUCUCUUAUCGUUCUGUGUGGUUACCGAUUGUUCUCAUAUUUUCUCCAGGCACUUGUAAACCCACAUA